Molecule: messenger RNA, 1424 nt
Organism: Nymphaea colorata (pocket water lily)
Lineage: Eukaryota; Viridiplantae; Streptophyta; Magnoliopsida; Nymphaeales; Nymphaeaceae
Product: xyloglucan endotransglucosylase/hydrolase protein 31-like
Exons: 4
Coding region: 215-1144 (309 amino acids)
Biological process (GO): cell wall biogenesis; xyloglucan metabolic process
Cellular component (GO): cell wall; apoplast
Molecular function (GO): xyloglucan:xyloglucosyl transferase activity; hydrolase activity, hydrolyzing O-glycosyl compounds
Source: RefSeq, a predicted model, not a curated record
UCAUCAGGCGAAAUUGAUGUGGAAUGGAUUGAAUCGAAUCCUAGGAGUCAAAAUUAAGCACGACCAACUACCACCCAUCUCCAUCUUCUGCUCUGUAUAAAUCCAUUGCUCUCUCUCAGUCUCCCAUGAUCUUACCAGUACCAACACUGGCAGUAUCACUCACUGAUCAGCUAAUUAGUCGUCUUCCUCCUCUGCUUUGGCAAGAAGAAGAAAGAUGGCAGUGCCUUUUGCUUUCCUUCUGCUGAUUGUGUUGGAGUUGAUGAGCAGCAGCAUGCUUAUUAAUGGACAGAGAGUACCACCUACGGGCUACUACCCGACCUCCCUCCUCCCUUCCUCCACCUUCUACCAGUCCUUUAGAACCCUCUGGGGCCCUCAGCACCAGUAUAUUUCUCCUGAUCAAUCAUCUGUCACUCUUUGGCUUGACAGAUCAACAGGAAGCGGGUUCAAGUCCAUAAAUGCAUAUAGAUCGGGCUAUUUCGGAGCAGCUAUCAAACUCCAUCCUGGCUACACAGCAGGAGUGAUCACUUCAUUCUAUCUUUCUAAUGCGGAUCAGUACCCUGGACAACACGAUGAAGUGGAUAUUGAGUUCUUAGGCACCAUUCCCGGCGAGCCUUACACGCUGCAGACCAAUGUUUACAUCCAUGGAACUGAAGAAAAGGGGAUUGGGAGGGAGGUGAAGUUUCAUCUGUGGUUUGAUCCUACUGCUGACUUCCACAACUACGCCAUUCUCUGGAACCCAAGAGAGAUAGUAUUCUUCGUAGAUGAUAUCCCCAUUAGAAUAUAUACAAGAAAGUCCCCAAACACCUUCCCUUUGAGGCCAAUGUGGGUCUAUGCUUCAAUAUGGGAUGCAUCAGCUUGGGCUACGGACAAUGGAAAAUACAAGGCUGAUUACAGGUAUCAACCCUUUGUGGCCAAGUACACCAGGUUCAUCAUGAGAGGCUGCCCGGCUUAUUCGUCUCAGUACUGCCAGUCAGUGCCGGCCGCACCCGGCGGCACCUUCAGGCUGACCCUCAUGCAGAGGCUGGCUCUGCACUGGGCUCAGAGGUACUACAUGGUCUAUGACUACUGCAAGGACUCGUCCAGGAACCGUUCCCUCUACCCUGAGUGUUGGAUGAUCUCCAACAGUGCCUCAAUCAGGUCUUGAAAGACCAAAAGCAAAGAAAGAAAAAUGCUUCCUAGCAUGCCUUCACUUUGUUGAAAGGCAACAGUGUUCGUGGCCCUUUUUAAGAGCAGAAGAUGAAGGGCAGAUAUACGUAGUGUGAUAUAUUGAGUAGUUAGGAUACAUUUGUAUACGUAUACAGAUAUACCGUUCAGCUAGAUAGAAAAAAAUAUCGAAUGUAAGAGAUGGUACUCCAAAAGUUUACUUGCUUUCCUCAAUUGUAACGUAUUACUACAUGGGAUCAGGUUCCCUUGAGAAAAAUGCA